UGGACUUUGGACACCAAGAAUCCUUCACAUAUGCACAGACAACUGAGAGGAACGCAGCAGUGUGUGCGGACUGUAAAUUCAUCAUGGUUCAUCUACAGAAUAUCCUUGCCUUCAUAAUACUCUUUGCCUCCAUUUGUCAGGCUCAAGCUGGUGGUCAACGGGCAUCAUCAGAUACAACUAAAGUCACAUUACAGCCGUGGCUGGUGGGACUGACAGCCGUUGUUGUUUUUCUCUUCAUUGUCUUCGUCCUCCUCAUCACGCAAAGACUCUUUUUCAAGAAAGACAAAGAUGAGCUAGAAGAAAAGGAUGAAAUGGCUGCAUUUUAUGACAACAAAGCGGCUGAUUUGGAGGCAAAUGAGGAGACCAAGCAGACCAGUUUCUAAUGAGAAGAACAGAUGAUCACAGUCCUGCAGCACACAAGUCUUUCUCUUUGGAAAUGAUGCCAGUUUAGCACAGAGUCACUCUCCAAUUACAUAUCAACUUAUCUAAUAUGCCAAUAUAUAUUAUUUGAACUUACUAAUUGUGGUCUUAGUUUUGUUUUUAUGUCUUCACAAGUGUUGUUCCUCAAAUCAUCCACCAGACGGAGCAGCCUUCGCCUAGUCACAGCUUUAACCUAAAGUUCAAAUAAAAUACAUUAUAAAAAGUA
Carassius auratus (goldfish) is the source of this 646-nucleotide messenger RNA. RefSeq names its product small integral membrane protein 24 (gene smim24). Lineage: Eukaryota; Metazoa; Chordata; Actinopteri; Cypriniformes; Cyprinidae. The transcript has 3 exons. Bases 84 to 383 code for a protein of 99 amino acids. The record is from RefSeq and is a predicted model, not a curated record.